This is a messenger RNA of Cervus elaphus (red deer), 2417 nucleotides long. Its product is annotated as disintegrin and metalloproteinase domain-containing protein 5-like. Gene Ontology annotation, molecular function: metalloendopeptidase activity. The coding region runs from base 34 to 2286 and encodes 750 amino acids. NCBI's taxonomy places the organism in Eukaryota, Metazoa, Chordata, Mammalia, Artiodactyla, Cervidae. The record is from RefSeq and is a predicted model, not a curated record. The transcript is spliced from 21 exons. Gene Ontology annotation, cellular component: plasma membrane. Gene Ontology annotation, biological process: proteolysis; cell adhesion; binding of sperm to zona pellucida.
GUUGGGCCAGUGUGGCUCCAGGUCAGCGGAGCCAUGUUCCUUCUUCUAGGCCUUCUCACCGUCCUCAGGGGACUGCACGGAGGCCCCAAUCUUCAUAAAAAGUUUCUGCAGACCACAAUUCCUGAAAAGAUUUCCACGUCUGAGGCAAUCAAAGAUCCAGAAAAUAAUGUGGCUUAUAUCAUUACAAUAGGAGGAAAUCCAUAUUUUGUCCAUCUUACAAAGCAGUCGUUUUUAUCUUCAGCGUCUGUUGUUUACUUUUAUGACAAAAAUGACAUCCAACAUCAUCAGCCUUUGUCAGCUCAGAUGGAUUGCAGUUAUCAUGGAUAUGUUGCAGGUUUUCCAAAUUCUCUUGUAUCACUCAACAUUUGUUCAGGACUCAGGGGAACACUGCAGUUUCAAAACAUCUCAUAUGCGGUUGAACCAGUUGAGUCUGUAUCAGGAUUCAUGCACAUGAUUUAUGAAGAAAAAAGUGAUAUAAAUCCUAUCCCUCUGUUACUGAAAAAUGACACUUACAGCUAUGAGAGCUCACAGUAUAAAGUCAGAAAAAGUUCAGAAAGACUUGGCCAUGCCAAAUUAUCCUCCCGAUACAUUGAUAUGUAUAUUGUUGUGGAUAAAAAUCUGUUUGAUUACAUGGGCUCUGAUAUAAACACUGUAACACAGAAGAUUAUUCAGAUCAUUGGCCUUGUUAACACCAUGUUUAUCCAGUUAAAACUUACUGUUAGAAUAUCUUCCAUAGAGAUUUGGUCAGAUAAAAAUAAAAUUUCUAUUGAAGGACCUCCUUAUAAUGUUUUAUAUAAAUUUUUAGACUGGAAGUAUAAAUUUGCCUCCCGACCUCAUCAUACUGCAUACUUAUUUGCCUUCAAGGAAAAUCCUACUUUUAUAGGAGUCACAGUUCCUGGAGAAAUAUGUAGUAAGAUUGCUGCUGGAGGAGUUGCUCUGUAUUUAGCGGGUUUAUCGUUGGAGUCAUAUGCUGUCAGUAUCGUGCAGCUGCUUGGCCUUAAUGUGGGAAUGAGUUAUGAUAAUACUGAGAUCUGCCGUUGUUCAGGGGAUGUUUGCACAAUGUCUCCAGAAGCUUUACAAUCUGGGGGUGUAAAGGAUUUUAGCACCUGUAGCUUGGAUGACUUUAAAUAUUUUGCUGCAUAUUCUGGCAUUGAGUGUCUUUAUAAAAUCCUUCCUGAUGAGCCAGUUUACAAACAGGGGAAGAUGUGUGGCAAUGGGAUAUUGGAAACAGGUGAACAAUGUGAUUGUGGCACUGCAAAGGACUGUACUCAUCCAGGCUGCUGUGAUGCUAGAACAUGUUUGAAGAAAAAAGAUAAAGUAUGUGGUUCAGGGGCAUGCUGUACAAUGGAUUGCAAGAUAAAACCAGUUAAUACACUUUGUAGGAAAGCAGCUGAUGAGUGUGACUUUGAAGAAUUUUGUAAUGGGAAUCAAUCAGUCUGUGUGCCUGACACUUACGCACGCGAUGGAGAACUUUGUGAGUCGGGUGACGCCUACUGUUAUAAAGGACGGUGUAGAUCAGUUAACAGACAGUGUAGCAGAGUACUUGGAGCAGGGUCUAGAGGUGCUCCAUAUGCUUGUUAUGAUGAAAUAAAUGCAAGAGCAGAUAGAUAUGGAAACUGUGGCAGGGGAAUUUGUGAGUUUAGUCAAUCGAUGUGUGGAAAAUUAGUUUGUGCCUGGCCGUAUAAAACUUUGGUAUCACGAACAAAUUUAUCUGUGAUCUAUACUCAUGUAAGAGAUGAAAUAUGUGCAUCAGGAUUUCUGAAUGCUGAGAAGUUACCUAGAGAUACAUUUACCACAGUUCAAGCACCUGAAGACAGAGAUGAAACAUUUGUAGAAGAUGGCAGUAUGUGUGGUCCUGAAAUGUAUUGUGUGAACUUUUCCUGUGUAGAGCUUAAAUACCGCAUGGAUAAAACCGCAUGUGAUAAUGGUAUACAUUGUGCGUCAAAAGGAAUAUGCAACAAUUUUAACCGUUGCCAUUGUUUGCCAGGGUUUGCACCUCCUAACUGCAAGCCACUUCCAGGAGAAUUUGGAAGUGUCAAUGAUGGACACACGCACAAAACUGGUAAAAGUUUUUUGAAGGAAAGAUCUCUUGGUCAUCCAAAACGCAGACUUCAACUAGUUUUCUACAUUUCUAUACCUGUGUUCAUCAUUGCUGCCGCUCUUAUAAUAAAGCAGGAUAAAAUAAGAGAGCUGUGCUACAAAGGAGAACUUGAAAGUGAAAGAUCUGCAUCGGAAGAAAGCAGCACGGACAGCAGGUCCCUCCCCAGCGUCAGCAACAGUCACUGACGGUCUUGCCCUAUAGAGAGGAUAGUACCAAAUAAAUCACCAGAAACUGGCCUAAACCAAGAAGAAAAAACAAACAAACAUAUUUCUCUGUCCCCUCUAUUGUCACUGCUGACGGUUUAAAUUAUGAAAUA